Messenger RNA from Patella vulgata (common limpet), 1734 nucleotides. RefSeq names its product post-GPI attachment to proteins factor 2. NCBI's taxonomy places the organism in Eukaryota, Metazoa, Mollusca, Gastropoda, Patellidae. Bases 117 to 908 code for a protein of 263 amino acids. Gene Ontology annotation, cellular component: Golgi membrane; endoplasmic reticulum membrane. Gene Ontology annotation, biological process: GPI anchor biosynthetic process. The transcript is spliced from 6 exons. The record is from RefSeq and is a predicted model, not a curated record.
CCUCCCUUUAAUGUCACUUGUCCAGAAAUGUUCAAAGAAGUAUUAUUAAUGUAAAAAAGUUCGAUGAACUGAUUCUGGAAAAGAGUAAAAAAUUGAAUGAAGAUUAUCGAUGAAAUAUGAGUAAUUAUGAUCAGGUACAGGUUAAACCUGUAUUAUUUAACAUCACUGUUCCGUUUGUUGUUGGGGUAGUCAGCAUCCUACCAUCCUUCGCUACUAUAUUCGCAGUUGUCUGGUCCGUUUCAUUUAACUUUGAAGCAUCCACUAGAAGCCAUUGUCAGGCAUACAACUUCCUACCAUCUGUCAGUGCAGCGAUUGGUGACUUUGCUCCACAGAAAUAUGUAUGGAGAAUUUGUAUAGCGCUACAUUGUGGACCAAGGUUUAUUUUAGCUGUGUUGUAUUACGGGUAUCAUACAUCAAUUAAUACAGGAAGAUAUUACGAAGUUUAUAAAACUUUAGCAGCCACAUGUACAUUGCUCUUUUCAGUUGAGAUCUGUUCACUUGUUGGCUUAAGCUAUGUGUCAUCCUCAGAUAAUUUUAAUAUCCACAAACUGUGUUUUUGUAUAUUUAUGUUUUGUGUUGAAUGUUAUAUGAUACUGACAUGUUAUUUGAUGUAUAAAGUUAGAACCAGUAAUGGUAGAAAACUUACAUCUAUCGAAAAGCAAUCUCUAGGUUAUAAGAAGAAGUUAUGUGUGAUUAACAUAGGAUCAUUUUUAUUAGCCUUAUAUUUUUAUUACAGUCACACAUACUAUUGUGGAGAUCGAACCUACAGUUACUUUGCUCUCUGUGAAUAUAUUGUGAUAUUUUCUAACAUUGGAUUCCAUACCACGGCAAUGCUGGACUUUAAAUCUAUGGCCUUGGUUGUCCAGGAACCUACCACUCAUCACCAGUCUAUAGAUUAUAUAUUAUGACAGCAAGAUAAAAAAAAAUCGAUUGCAUAUAGACGUAUAUACAUAUAAAUAUUAUUCAUUUUAUAUUUUUACCUAUUGGGGAUAUAUACUUAUACACGUUUUAAAAUUAAAUUUAUUUUGGUGAAAUUAUUCUGUUAACAACACAAUAAAAUAUAUUUUACAGCAUAGUCAAUGCCACCGCUCGUUUCGUCGUGCAUCAAUGUCUAGCGUAUCACAAUGACACGAUACCUAUUCUCAAGGAGCUACACUUGCUCAGAAUUGAGAGGGGCAUUAACUUUAAACUUCAAUAUGUUGUUUUUAAACCUAUCCGCCACAAUGAGUCUGCACCGCACUAUCUCAAAGAGCUAAUUUAAAUUGAUGUACCAGCACAUAAUGUCAGAAGUGCUGUCUCAGUCCAACUGUGCCACUCCACUCUCCAACUAAAGCUGACAGUGCUUUUAAUGUAUAUGCAUCUAUUUUAUGGAACAGACUUCCCAUUAACUUGAGGGCCAUAGAUAUUACUUCUUUUAAAUCUGAACUUCUUUUAAACACAACUUUGUAAGAAAAGCAUAUCUUAAAUAUGAACAAUUGUAAUUUUUAUUUUUUAUUUUAUUUUUUAUCAUUGUCAUUCAUUUUAACCUAUUUUUACCUAUGUUAUGUAAAACGUUUUGAGAUUAUAUCAAAAAUAAAUUAUUAUUAUAAGUCAUCUUUGGCCAUAGUCUACAGAGAGAGAGAGAUUUUAACUCCACUUGACACAAAUAAAAAAAGCCACCCUCCAACCUCGUGGGUUUUCUCUGGGUCCUUCGGUUUCCUCCCAAUGCUAAAGACCACUAUGCGCAAGCGAAUU